CCUACAAACUAGACUUUAUAGACAGGAUUUCUUAUUUAGAGAUAUAUAUUCCCCUCCCCCACUCAAAAGAACUACUUUGCAUAUAGACUAAAGCAUCAAAAAAACUGAGGAUGACGGACGGCAGUAAGAGCAAAACCACUGCCCCUCUCCUGACUCAGAGAUACCAGAGGAUGGUCACCAAAGAUGGCCACAGUACCCUCCAAAUGGACGGAGCCCAAAGAAGAGGCCUAGCUUAUCUGCGUGACGCUUGGGGAAUCUUAAUGGACAUGCGUUGGAGGUGGAUGAUGCUGGUCUUUUCGGCUUCUUUUGUCAUCCACUGGCUUCUCUUUGCAGUGCUCUGGUACGUACUGGCGGAGAUGAACGGCGAUCUGGAGUUAGACCACGACGCCCCUCCUGAAAACCACACUAUCUGUGUCAAGUAUAUCACCAGUUUCACGGCCGCGUUCUCCUUCUCCCUGGAGACACAACUUACAAUUGGCUACGGUACCAUGUUCCCAAGCGGCGACUGCCCCAGUGCCAUUGCCCUGCUUGCUAUACAGAUGCUCCUGGGACUCAUGCUUGAGGCCUUUAUCACAGGGGCCUUCGUGGCAAAGAUUGCCCGACCAAAGAACAGGGCUUUCUCGAUCCGCUUUACCUAUUCUGCCGUAGUAGCUCACACCGAUGGCCAGCCGAACCUCAUUUUCCAAGUGGCCAACACUCGCCCAAGCCCGCUAACCAGCGUUCGAGUCUCUGCCGUUCUCUACCAGGAACGUGAAAAUGGCAAACUGUACCAGACGACUGUGGACUUCCACCUGGACAACGUCAGCACAGAAGAAUGCCCAUUUUUCAUUUUUCCGCUGACCUACCAUCACCCCAUCACGUCAUCCAGUCCUCUGGCUACUCUUCUUCGGCAGGAAACGCCUCACCACUUCGAGCUAGUCAUUUUCCUCUCUGCUACACAGGAGGGAACAGGAGAGACAUGCCAAAGGAGGACAUCCUAUCUACCAUCUGAGAUCAUGUUACAUCACUGUUUUGCCUCAGUGCUGACCCGAGGCUCCAAAGGUGAAUAUCAAAUCAAGAUGGAGAAUUUCGAUAAGACCAUCCCUGAACUCCCUGCAGCAGACUCUAAGAGCCCAGAGAGGACUGACCUGGAAAUCCGUAUCAAUGGACAGCACAUUGAUAACUUCCAGAUUUCUGACCUUGGAUUGGUCGGAUAGGUUUGGAUCCUGGCUCCAUUCGUGUUAAUGCAUUAAAACUACCCAGCUGAACUUACAGCUUAUUUCCCUUCAUCAUUUAACUGAUGUCCUAUUCUCUAUCCCUCUACACCUAUCCAGUGCAUACGAAACCAAGUGCAUGAUGUAUGCAUGCCCACGUUAACUAAAGUGAGUGGCUAAACUGCACCGUACUGAAUGCAAACUUCAGAACAAACCCUAGCAAAGUAGAAAUGCUACCUGCUGAAUUUACUAGGCUAUGAUUAAAACUGCAUUAACCCUGAAAUAGAGAAUUGAAGACUCCCACAGCUGAUCAAGUUUAAUUAAACAAUACAGCAGUGUCAAAGGAGUAAAAUGGACAAUAUGAAAACAGUAGACCUCAUACAAAACUGACUAAAACCCCUAGUUUACAAUAAAGAUGUAAUUCCGACUCUAAAUAAGUCCCAUUAAUAUAAAGGCUCUAAACUCUGCUUAUGUGUCACAGCUUUCCAAAUCUGUCCAGAUUUUACUAAAAUUAUCACAAAGGGGAAGUGAAGAGGAAUCCUGUUUUUUUUGUAUUAGACAAAAUUAUGAGAAACUUUGGCCUUAAGCUUUUUCUUCCUAAGAAUUGAAGGUAUCUAUAAAGUGAUGAGAUAUCAAGUGUUUAGAAUUUUUAAAUCAGCAUACAAAAUACAAUUGUGUAUAAAAGACACAAAUAUGUCUCCCUAGACCUCAAAGAGCAAUCUAAUGGUGUGUUUUUUUAAAGAUAAAGGUAAUGCUUUCUUUCAUAUAUUAAUUCCUAUACUUUCAAAUCUUUUGGUAGAGGUAUCUAACAAUAAACUGAAUAUAAAAGGUAUGUAAAUCUAAUGAGCUCCAAGAUAAGAAUGAAUGCAUAGUGCAAUAUUCUGCACAAAAAAACUUAAGUGCCCAAAAUAAGAAUGAAUAUACUAUCUCACUUGGCUUAGAAAAUCAGAAUCAACCAAGUUUACGUGCAUUUGUUUAAACAUCACAAUUCCACAUAAAUCUAAAUUUAAAAGGAGACCUUGCAUAUGAUGCAGUCGUCUUCCUUUCCCAAAAAGCUUCUAGUCACAUCAAAAUAUAUUUAAUUUUUUCUCAAAAAACGAGGGUCUGUGUCCAAUCUGAUUAUCUUGUACCUGCCCCAGUGCUUACAACAAUGCUUGGCGUAAGUAAAGCGCUUAAAAUACCAUAAAAAAAAUAAAAACAGUUAGGUUGGACACAGUCCAUGUACCACAUGGGGCUCACAGCCUUAAUCCCCAUUUUAUAGGCUGAGGCAACCGAGGCACAGGGAAGUAAAGUGACAUACCCAAGGUCACACAGCAGACAAAUGGCAGAGCCAGGCUUGGAACCCAGGUCCUCUGACUCCCAGGCCUAGAUUACACUAGGCCAUGCUGCUUUAACACACACCACCUUAAAAUCUUGAAAACAAAAGGUGUUUACAAGUUCACAAACCCACAGAAGUUUCAGAAAAUAAGCAAAAAUAAUUUUGACCAUUCCCUCCUUCUGAAGUAUCCCAUUAAAAAGCAGAUGUACUCGCA
Molecule: messenger RNA, 2725 nt
Organism: Ornithorhynchus anatinus (platypus)
Lineage: Eukaryota; Metazoa; Chordata; Mammalia; Monotremata; Ornithorhynchidae
Gene: KCNJ13
Product: potassium inwardly rectifying channel subfamily J member 13
Exons: 3
Coding region: 111-1196 (361 amino acids)
Biological process (GO): regulation of monoatomic ion transmembrane transport; potassium ion import across plasma membrane
Cellular component (GO): plasma membrane
Molecular function (GO): inward rectifier potassium channel activity
Source: RefSeq, a predicted model, not a curated record